CUCAGGCAAGUGUAAACGACGGAGGUGUUGGUGCAGUCGUUAAUAAGUUCUGUGCCUCACAAGACACCUUUUGUCCACAAGAAGUUGUUAUAUUCCUACGUUGUCCCUUCUACAAGCUCUGUCAAUCUGUCCUGAAGCCAUCGAGUCCGCCCAGAGGCGUGCGCCGACAUGCUUGCGCCUGCGGUCCCAGAGAUCAUCGAAGAUGACGAAAUUGGACUGGCAGUAGACGCUCGAACAGAAAGCUUACCUGCCCUGCGCGAACUGGGACCUCCUGAUCUUGUACAUCUUGUCAAGCAGAGUGUGAAAGCCGGCGCAAAACAGACCGGCGUGUAUCACCAUGUCACCGGAGUCGACGCCUCUUCUUCCGCAAGCCUCGCAGCCUAUGUCAACACACUGACCUUUAAUCCGUCGGACAAAACACACAAGGUGGUUUCAGGGUUGUACUGCUGCUACAAUGCGUUCUCACACCUGGAUAUGAGAGUGGAGGUCAAGAUUCCGGGCAGUGUGGAGAGCUACUGUGUGGAUGAAAGAGGAGACAGGCGAGUCGCGACGGACAGUCUCUGGUUGGAGACGUUCCUGUGCGCAGUCCUACGAGCCUACUCUUACUCGGAUGACGGCAGUGGAGACACGAUAAAGAAGAUCAUCGGCGUGAGGAGAUUCAAUCCUGUCACAAGCACAGAGCAGGAACACCGUUUCUUCGAAGCUGCGGAGAGCUUGUUUUUCAGCGGACGACAGCUGGGCUCAGAUCCGGAGAUCCAAAUCCCCAAUGUCGUGACGAAUCACCUCACCGCAGGCCUCUUGAAAUACAUCAAGACUACCGGACGACAUGCUUCGGGGGUCAAUCUCUUCGAGAAAUUGCGGACAAAGGAUGUGGAAGUAUCCUCCCUCCUCGCUCGGGUGCUCCUGGAAGGCGACGAAGAAAUUCAGGCUGUUCGGCUGCUGCAUGAUUCAUUGCAAGAUGUCCCUAUGGAUUAUGCACUCCUUGACUGCCAGGCAGCUUUCUGCCAGAGCAAGGGGGAAGGUGAGAUGGCUCUUGAGCUGGCCAAGCAAGGUGUCACGGCUGCCCCCAGCGAGUUCAGUACAUGGGCUCGUUUGGCUGAAGUUUAUGUCGAUCUCGAGCAAUGGGACCUGGCUCUUCUGACGCUCAAUUCUUGCCCGAUGUUCUCAUAUCAAGACAAGGACUCACCUAGAAUGCCCGAACCUAGUCGUGUCCUCCUCCCUAUUCUGCCAGAAAGCGCGCUGGACGAGAUUGAUGAGGGGCAACCCAGACAAGGCGAGCCUUUCGAUCAGGUUCACGUAUCAUUGCGGAAGCUACAGGCUGCCACUUACCAAGGGACAUUCCUGAAAGCUUAUAGCUUGCUUACCAGAAUUGCCGCCUCCAUAGGAUGGGAUGCCCUGCUGAAGACACGGAGCCAUGUUUUUGUCAUGGAGGAAGAAUAUCGGUCCGAAAGGCAUCAUCCAGUCACACCCAAAGCCCCGUCGAGCAAGAAUGCUAGCACGGUCGCGUUGUCUGGGACACCCAAUGGACACACAAACCCUGCCAAUGCUGAAGAAUCCGGAGGGGACGAGUCAGAUGACGGGUCAGCCGUGGAUGACGACAAAACCCUUGCUGAGGGCCCGAAUGGUUCUUCAGUCAAUGGCAGCUCAAAAGAGAAUGCUGAGAUAAAAGCAGACCAGUCCAUGGAGAAGCCUGUGCCGACAGUCGCAGCAGAAGAAGUCAAAUCAGGCAGCGAGGACGCCGAUGCCUCCCACUCACAUUAUCCCGGCUUCCAGAACAAACGCCUCUGUGAACGAUGGCUUGACAAUUUGUUCAUGGUUCUAUAUGAAGAUCUUCGGAUCUAUACCAUCUGGCGAACUGAAAUGGGACAAUACCGCCAGCAACAAAUGCAGUACAAGAAAUCAGCCGCGGAAUGGGAGAUUUUGGGGGACCUUGCGGAACGACUGCACCACACGAACGAAGCACUAGAGGCUUACCAACAAUGUCUGAACAUCAGAUUUUCGCCCAAAUCGAUGAGGGGUAUUCUUCGUAUGUACGAGAAGAAGGGCGACACGAGGAAUGUACUCGCAUGCUUGAUCCGCCUAAUCACCUGGCAAUAUAGGUGGUACUCAGAGUUCUCGCCCGAGCUUUUCUACUCGAUACGAAAGUUGAUCGAAGAAGAAGGUGCCGUCAAAGUCCGCAGCAUCGUUCAGUCGACAAAUUUACCACAGCAUGUACUUGAUCUCACCCACGGGUACUGUCAGCUCUGUGUUGCGUUCAGAAGUAGUGGGACCGAGGGAUAAGCAGCAACAGAUGAGAGCAAGCGGAAUACAUACUUUGGCAGGGUGAUAUGGGCUGGAUCCGCGUUAUGUUUGAGACUAGGGUCUUCGAGCGAUGGCGUUCCUCUAUUGACGAGACAAGAUAAUUGUGGUAAAAGUACCCUGGGUCCCCCUUAGAAACGCUCAAUAGAGCCUGAAUGAUUUCAACAACGAUUCCAUACCUGG
Molecule: messenger RNA, 2481 nt
Organism: Exophiala xenobiotica
Lineage: Eukaryota; Fungi; Ascomycota; Eurotiomycetes; Chaetothyriales; Herpotrichiellaceae
Exons: 3
Coding region: 169-2280 (703 amino acids)
Biological process (GO): Golgi to plasma membrane transport
Cellular component (GO): exomer complex
Molecular function (GO): protein binding
Source: RefSeq, a predicted model, not a curated record